Iphiclides podalirius (scarce swallowtail) is the source of this 3711-nucleotide messenger RNA. Lineage: Eukaryota; Metazoa; Arthropoda; Insecta; Lepidoptera; Papilionidae. The record is from the annotation of a GenBank genome assembly.
AUGUGUUCCAAGGUGACGAAGUUCAUUCGCAUCGGCAUCGCGGACAAAAAUGAUAACCCUCCAUACUUCGACAAGGAACUGUACGAGGCAGAAGUGGACGAGAAUGAAGAUAUCCAACACACCGUACUCACUGUCACCGCCAAAGAUCACGAUGAAUCGUCGCGUAUUCGAUACGAGAUCACGAGCGGGAACAUAGGAGGCGCGUUCGCUGUCAAAAACAUGACCGGCGCCAUAUACGUGGCCGGGGCGCUCGACUAUGAAACAAGGAAACGGUAUGAGCUGAAAUUGGCUGCGUCGGACAAUCUGAAAGAGAACUAUACAACGGUGGUGAUUCACGUGAAGGAUGUAAACGACAACCCCCCAGUAUUUGAAAGACCAACCUACCGCACGCAGAUCACCGAAGAAGUUGACCGCAACCUUCCCAAGCGUGUGCUUCAGUACGAGCUGACGCUGGUAGCUUCCGACGGCCGCAACGAGAACUCUACACGCGUUGUGGUGUGCGUGCUUGACAUCAAUGACAUGCCGCCAAGGUUCGCACGAAGCGCGUACGUUACCCAAGCGCUAGAGGAGACUGGACCGUUCCCACGAUCCCUGUUACAGGUAACUGCCACUGAUGGUGAUAAGGACCGACAGCAAAACAUUGUGUAUUUCCUUACCGGUCAAGGAAUUGAUGCAGAUAAUCCUGCCAACAGCAAAUUUGACAUUAAUCGUACGACAGGCGAAAUCUUCGUCCUUAGGCCAUUGGACCGUGAUCAGCCAAACGGAAGGCCGCAAUGGAGGUUUACUGUGUUCGCGCAAGAUGAAGGGGGAGAAGGCCUUGUAGGAUAUGCCGACGUACAAGUGAAUCUAAAGGAUAUUAAUGACAAUGCCCCUAUUUUUCCACAAGGUGUUUACUUUGGAAAUGUGACAGAAAAUGGUACUGCAGGCAUGGUCGUAAUGACAAUGACUGCUUUAGACUACGACGACCCUGCCGAAAGUAAUAAUGCAAAGUUAUGGUAUUCUAUAGAAAAAAAUGUCAUUGAAGAAGAAACAGGUUCCCCUAUAUUUGAAAUAGAACCGGAAACAGGAGUUAUAAAAACAGCAGUAUGUUGCUUAGACCGUGAAAGGACCCCCGAUUAUUCUAUACAAAUAGUUGCAUCUGAUGGAGGGGGGUUAAAAGGAACGGGUACAGCUUCUAUACGAGUUAAAGAUAUUAAUGAUAUGCCUCCACAAUUCACUAAAGAUGAAUGGUUUACUGAAGUUGAUGAAACUGAUGGAACUAAUUUACCAGAAAUGCCAAUUCUUACAGUAACUGUUCAUGAUGAAGAUGAAACCAAUAAGUUCCAGUACAAAGUCAUUGAAAAUAGUGGUUAUGGUGCAGAUAAAUUCACUAUGGUCAGAAACAAUGACGGCACAGGUUCAUUGAAAAUUGUUCAACCCUUGGAUUAUGAGGACCAGUUGCAAAGUAAUGGUUUUCGAUUUAGAAUACAAGUCAAUGACAAAGGGGAAGAUAAUGAUAAUGAUAAAUAUCAUGUAGCUUAUUCGUGGGUUGUUGUAAAACUUAGGGAUAUUAAUGACAAUAAACCUCAGUUUGAUCGAGCUAACAUAGAAGUUUCGGUUUAUGAAAAUGCCGAAGUUGGUAAAAGCCUUGACACCUUUAAGGCAACGGACCCAGACCAAGGUGGAAAAAGUAAGGUUUCCUACGCUAUCGACAGAUCUUCUGAUAGAAAAAGGCAAUUUUCCAUUAAUCAAGAAGGAACUGUUAGUAUACAGAGGUCGUUAGACAGAGAAGAUACGCCACGACAUCAAGUAAAAAUUUUAGCAAUAGACGAUGGAGUUCCUCCAAGAACAGCCACAGCAACUUUAACAGUAAUAGUUCAAGACAUUAAUGAUAACGCACCUACCUUCUUGAAAGAUUAUCGACCUGUGUUAACAGAGCAUAUAACGCCAAAAAAAGUUGCCGAAAUCUUGGCUACUGAUGAUGAUGAUCGCUCGAAAAGUAAUGGACCUCCUUUCCAGUUUCGGCUUGAUCCUGGUGCAGAUGAUAUCAUAAGGGCAUCAUUUAAAGUAGAACAAGAUCAAAAGGGUGCUAAUGGUGAUGGUAUGGCUAUCGUUUCUUCCUUAAGAUCUUUUGAUCGGGAACAGCAAAAAGAGUACCUUAUUCCCAUUAUUAUUAAAGACCAUGGAAACCCAGCAAUGACGGGCACAAGUACUUUAACUGUUGUAAUAGGGGAUGUUAAUGACAAUAAAAUGCAACCAGGUUCUAAGGAAAUACUUGUAUAUAACUAUCAAGGACAAGCACCUGAUACCGAAAUUGGAAGAGUAUAUGUAUAUGACUUGGAUGACUGGGACCUACCUGACAAAAAGUUUUACUGGGAGAGUUCUGAACAUCCAAAUUUUACAUUAAAUGAAGAAACGGGCGGAAAGGCUGAAUACACUGGGGUCCGAACAUUUGAAGUCUACGCCGAUUUUCAGAAAGGUUGCCUUGAUGACAUUAGAUUGGAAGGUAAACAUUUGCCAUUACCCCCUGCAAUGAAUGGCACUCAAUGGGGUCAGGCAACUAUGGCUAGAAAUCUAGACCGCAAUUGUCCUUCUAACAGCCCAUGCAUCAAUGUUCACUGCACAGAGCCCUUCGUUUGCGUUGAUUUAUGGAAUGAAUAUGAAUGCACUUGCGGUGAGGGUUUGGUUUUGUCGCCGGAUGGGAAAGGUUGCGUAGACAAGAACGAAUGUCUAUAUUUCCCGUGCCGCAACGGGGGCACGUGUGUCAACCGCGAGCCUGGCUACCGCUGUCACUGCCCGGAAGGUUUCUGGGGCGAGAAUUGCGAGCUCGUGCAAGAAGGGCGCACGCUCAAGCUGAGCAUGGGAGCCUUGGCAGCCAUCCUCGUCUGCCUCCUUAUAAUAAUGAGGGCCCAGUGCGCGGAUGCGGGUAGGUGCGUUGAGGUACAGUACGCGCUGUGUAGGUGUCCCGGCGGCUCGGCACGCGCCGGCGGUACGUGUGUCAACGUAAACGAGUGCGUUGGCAGCCCGUGUCUGAACGGCGGCACUUGCGUGGACCGCGAGCCGUCGCGCCGCUACGACUGCGUUUGCGCAUUCGGCUACGCGGGCCACGACUGCGAGCUGGAGUUACUCGCGUCCGGGAUCAUCACCCCCUCCAGGGAUUUCAUAAUAGCUAUCAUUGUCUGUUUGUUUUUGCUUUUAGUUCUGGUAUUGGUGUUCGUCGUGUACAACCGGCGCCGGGAGGCCCACAUCAAAUACCCUGGCCCUGACGACGACGUGCGCGAGAACAUAAUCAACUACGACGACGAAGGUGGCGGUGAGGACGACAUGACCGCCUUCGAUAUCACACCGCUGCAAAUACCGAUUGGAGGACCGCUGCCUGACCACGCCCCAGCUAAGCUGCCGUAUCCGUUGAUGGGAGUGGGCUUAGGCGUCGGCCCAAUGGGUGUGGCUAUAGGCGUUCCCCCUGGCGUGGGCAUGCCGCUGCCCGGGGAGACGAAUGUGGGAAUGUUCAUCGAGGAGCACAAGCGCCGUGCCGACAGCGACCCGAACGCACCGCCGUUCGACGACCUCCGCAACUACGCCUACGAGGGUGGCGGCAGCACCGCCGGUUCCCUUUCAUCUCUGGCUUCCGGCACCGACGAUGAGACGCACGAAUAUGACUACCUGGGCGCCUGGGGUCCUCGGUUCGACAAACUGGCCGAUCUCUAUGGGCCCGACCUCGACGAACAACUG